Messenger RNA from Drosophila bipectinata, 672 nucleotides. Its product is annotated as small ubiquitin-related modifier 2-A-like. Gene Ontology annotation, cellular component: nucleus. Lineage: Eukaryota; Metazoa; Arthropoda; Insecta; Diptera; Drosophilidae. Gene Ontology annotation, molecular function: protein tag activity; ubiquitin-like protein ligase binding. Gene Ontology annotation, biological process: protein sumoylation. The record is from RefSeq and is a predicted model, not a curated record.
GUCACAAAAAAAGUGUGUCGUUUGAAAGAACCGCAAGCAGGCUUUCGUUUUGCACGCAGGAAAAAUCAGGAAAAUUUUCUAAAACUUUCUAAGAGAGAAAAAUGGAGUACUUGACAGUGCAGUUGGUUGGCGAAAACAACGCCGUGGUCCGGUUCGUGAUCAGUACCGUCACCCCGAUGCAAAAGGUAAUGGAUAUUUAUUGCAAGCGUCUGGGCUUGCACCGGUACGAGGCCACCUUCCAAUACAACGGCCACGGGAUCAAGAUGGACGAUACUCCGAUGUCUCUGGAGAUGAAGGACAUGGACUUCAUUUAUGUCUACACGCGCCAGCUAAUGGGCGAUGUCUGGUUCAAGGAGGACGCCGACAAGUUCUAGAUUCGAGAAUUACAGGAUGAUGUUGCACUUUCCAAAAGAUCUUUUGGGGAGUUUUUCUCCUCAGCUCUACACGAAUAGCUUUAUAUUAUUCUAACAUUUAAGAAAUCUCUAAACAAGACGGAAGAAAAAAAAAGGAAAAAUGAAAAAAUCGCACUAAUACAAAAGAAUGAAAACACGCAUGUUCUACUCGUUUUCGGGCCUAUGGAGGAAUCUUUUUACCAGAGCUAUACACAAACACCUCAACUAUAAUCUCGCAUUGAAGAAAGCUCCAACGAGGCCUGAAGAAAAUCUAAACAAA